UUUGGUGCCGUCGGUUGUGUCCAACGUCUGGCUGCUGCUCUUCUGUGAUGUGCUCCGUAAUAGUUCAAACAACAGACAUAAUGUCAACUGUGGAGAGCCAAGUGGAAACCAGCAGUCCGGAAACAGAGCUGAAAGGGACCAAGAGAAAGAUUUCUCUGUCCACCUGUGGUGUGUGUGGAUCAGAGGAGGCGAAGUACAGAUGUCCUGCCUGUCUGGCCCAUUCGUGCAGCUUGCAGUGUGUGAAGAAACACAAGGAAGAUUCGGGAUGCAGUGGAGUUAGAAAUAAAACUGCCUUUGUGACCCUCUCACAGUUUGAUGAAAUGAUGCUUCUCAAUGACUACAGGUUUCUGGAGGAUACAGGACGAUUUGCUGAUGGUGCCGCCAGAGACAACCUCAUCCGGACUCCUCGUGCCAGUUUAAAAGCAAAGAGGCUGGCAGCUAAUGCCAGAAAGAUGAAUAUCACAUUGAGGUUCCUCCCCAUCACCUUCACUAAGAGCAGAGAAAACUCCACCUUCUUCCUGACAAAAGAAAAACUAUUCCUGUGGCAUCUGAAGCUCAUCUUCCCUCAGAGCAGCACAGAGUUCAGCCAGAGGAGGGUGUCCGACAAGCAAACCUUGGAGCAGGUCUUGACCCCUUAUAUCCACCCUGUAGAGUCAGACCCAGUGACACGUCAAAAGUUGAAGAUGUAUGUGCACACUCCGUUUGAUCAUGUAAAAGUCUUCAUGAAAGCAGAGGGGAGAAAGGCUAACUCUGUGAGGUACCAUGAGUUGGGCAUUCACAAGAGCCUUAGGGACAACCUGAGCUACAAAACACUGAUAGAAUAUCCUGUGCUGCAUGUCGUGCUAAGAGAUCAUUGGAAGGACUAUCCACAGAAAGGACCAGCUGACCCCGCCUGCAGUAGUUUUGCAACAAAGAACAAAGGGGUCAACCAAAAGAAGGAGGAUGUGGCCCAAGCUUCACCAUCAGUACAAGAAUCUUGCACCCCAGGGGGAGCCUACAUCUGGACAGCAACCCCAGAGACCAGCCCUGAAAAUGAACCCCCACAAGAGAAAAGGGCCAAGAGAGAAGCAGGGGAGGAAGAGCCAGAGGACGGAGAGAUUGUAGAUAGUAGUGAUGAAGAGGAGGAGGACAAAGGAAAUACUGAAGAGAAUACGUCAUGUGUUAAGAGUUGUGACGGUGCCAAAAGCCCUGCUAAUGACAUGGGGGUGAUUAAAGAUGAGCCAGCAGACAGUUAAUGUUGAAGCCGGUAUUGAUACACACAGCGGCAGCAGCAGGGAUCAGUGUUUAAAUUAGGACAUCACUGGGUUCACUGAUGACAGUUCAGCUGCCAGAGAGAGCUGAGGUCAGCAUGACUAAGGAGGACGCUGCGAAAGAGCUGGGGCCUGUUCACACCCGUCACUGUCAUGAUGAGAAUGAGUCAGCUAAUGCUGCUGACAGCUGUGGAUUGGAAUGAUAAUGGCCAGAUGUUCAGGAUAAAAUGAAUAUGGAGGCAGACAUAUCUGACAGGAAGUCAUCAAUCUUAUGUCAGCGUACAGUGAACCAAUGCAGCCCAACAGUGUUUUCAGUUGUUUUAAGAAAGAGCAAUGGUUGUCUUGUAUGUCUAUCGUUGUAUCAUUGUAUAUACAUGGAAUCAUAUCAGUUUUAAUGUUUAUAAUUUUGGUUUAGCUGAUCUGU
Molecule: messenger RNA, 1674 nt
Organism: Chelmon rostratus (copperband butterflyfish)
Lineage: Eukaryota; Metazoa; Chordata; Actinopteri; Chaetodontiformes; Chaetodontidae
Gene: znhit6
Product: zinc finger HIT-type containing 6
Exons: 10
Coding region: 48-1235 (395 amino acids)
Biological process (GO): box C/D snoRNP assembly; maturation of LSU-rRNA from tricistronic rRNA transcript (SSU-rRNA, 5.8S rRNA, LSU-rRNA); snoRNA localization
Cellular component (GO): pre-snoRNP complex; nucleus
Source: RefSeq, a predicted model, not a curated record